Molecule: messenger RNA, 1658 nt
Organism: Etheostoma spectabile (orangethroat darter)
Lineage: Eukaryota; Metazoa; Chordata; Actinopteri; Perciformes; Percidae
Gene: doc2b
Product: double C2-like domains, beta
Biological process (GO): regulation of calcium ion-dependent exocytosis; exocytosis; spontaneous neurotransmitter secretion
Cellular component (GO): membrane; synapse
Source: RefSeq, a predicted model, not a curated record
ACACACACACACCUCUCUCUCUCUCUCUCCCUCUCUCAGAUAGGCAGCGCAGACGUGGGCAGAGUGUGGGGGUAUAGGAAGAGGAGAGAGCGAGAGGGUAGGUAGUAGUGUGUGUGAGGCUGUUAGACAGCAUGGUCUGGGUCUGAGGACAACACUGGAAGACACAGCAGCAACCUCCAGAUCUCCAUGUAGACCAGUGUGGUGACAUCCACAGAUCACCUGGACCUGUCCACCCAUCAGCACCCACCCAGGACAACACCCGCCUUUUACAGAGAAGCAAGAGGAGAAGGAGGACAAGGGGGGUGGGUGUGUUUAUCUUCUUUUUUUCUCAGUUUUUGGGGUUUUGGUAGUAGGCUCCGGGCUGGACCGCAUGCAUGACACAACGCAAAGGCGAGAAACCCACCAUCAGCAUCCAGGAGCACAUGGCCAUUGACGUGUGCCCUGGCCCCAUCCAGCCCAUCAAGCAGAUCUCAGACUACUUCCCCCGUUACCCACGGGGCCUCCCCCCUGCUGCGCCCCACCAAGUGGGCCACGCCGGGCCCCUGAGCCCUGCCCUCUCCACCACCUCGGCCGCCACCUCGGCCACCACUUCGGCCAUCGCCUCUGUUGAAAGUGACCGCCCGAAUGAGGAUAAACCAGAACGGGCUUGUGCCGGAGCCUCUGCCUCCUUACAGGCCACCAAGAGGGACGAGGAUCCUGACGUGGAAGGAUACGACUCAGAUGACUCCACUACAUUGGGGACCUUGGAAUUCAGUUUGCAGUAUGACCAGGAGAACAAUGCACUUCACUGCACCAUUAACAAAGCCAAGCUUCCUGUCCCCAGAUACAAGAAGGGGCUCAAGCCGAUGGACCACAACGGGCUUUCUGACCCCUAUGUCAAGUUGCACCUACUGCCCGGAGCCAGCAAGGCCAAUAAACUUAGAACCAAGACCCUGCACAACACACUCAACCCUGUCUGGAGCGAGACCCUGACCUACUACGGCAUCACCGACGAGGAUAUGGUCCGCAAAACACUCAGGAUUUCAGUGUGUGAUGAGGACAAAUUCCGCCACAACGAGUUCAUCGGGGAAACACGAAUCCCCCUUAAGAAGCUCAAGCCCAACCAAAUCAAAAACUUCAACAACUGCCUGGAGAAACAGCUACCUGUCAACAAGACAGAAGACAAGUCCCUGGAGGAACGAGGGCGCAUCAUGAUUUCUCUUAAGUACAACACCCAGAAGUCUUGCCUGGUAGUAGGCAUCAUACGCUGUGCUCACCUCGCCGCCAUGGACGCCAACGGCUUCUCCGACCCCUACGUCAAAACGUACCUGAAGCCUGACGAGAACAAAAAGUCAAAGCACAAGACUGCAGUGAAGAAGAAGACCCUCAAUCCAGAGUUCAACGAGGAGUUCUGUUACGACAUAAAAUAUGCAGACCUCACCAAAAAGACCUUGGAGGUGACAGUGUGGGACUACGACAUCGGAAAGUCCAAUGAUUUCAUAGGUGGUGUAUCUCUGGGUAUCAAUGCAAAUGGAGAGAGGCUCAAACACUGGUUUGACUGCCUUAAAAACAAGGACAAGAAAAUUGAGCGCUGGCACACGUUGACCAAUGAAUUACCUGGUUCAUUAAAUGACUGAAGACCCAAAUCCUGUCUGCCAACCUGUUGCCCCCCCCCCCCC